AUGGCUAGGGGAGGCCAGGAGUCCUGGAAGCCCAGCAGUGAACCAGAACAGGGCUGGGUGAAGUGUGAGAGGCAGUCCACACAUGGGACCCUGCAGCAGCAGAUCUGGCAAACCGUUCCUUUCCUUACAGAGCUCCUGGAGGACUGGGACACGGACAAGAUGAAAGGAAAGCAUCAGAGCCUGAGUUUAGAUGCAGCUGUGAUUUUAGGGUGCCUCUAUUGGGGAGGCAGCUGUGAUUUGAAAACCUCGUUUCCUUGGGUGACUGUUCAGAAGCUGUGGAUGAAUUGUGCUGGGUGCAAGCCGACCCAGAGGCUGCGGGCCUGGGGGGGCCUGGCUGGAGGUGCAACAUUCAUGGCCUUCUGGCUUCUUUGGCAGCUGGAAUCAGCUCCUGGGGGAGCCCCAGCGCCUCAGCCCACGCUCACCAUCCUUAUCUGGCACUGGCCUUUUACCAACCGGCCUCCAGAGCUGCCCCGUGAUACCUGCUCUCAGUAUGGCAUGGCUAGCUGCCUCCUGAGUGCUAACCGGAGCCUGCUAGCCAGCGCAGAUGCUGUUGUUUUCCAUCACCGUGAGCUGCAGACCUUACAGUCUCGCCUGCCCCUGAAACAGAGGCCGCAUGGGCAGCCUUGGGUCUGGGCCUCCAUGGAAUCUCCCAGCAAUACCCGGGGUCUCCAUCACUUCCGAGGCAUCUUCAACUGGGUGCUGAGCUAUCGGCGCGAUUCAGAUAUCUUUGUACCCUAUGGUCGAUUGGAGCCCUACUCUGGGCCUACACCCCCACUGCCGGCCAAAAGCAAGAUGGCUGCCUGGGUGGUCAGCAAUUUCCAGGAGCGGCAGCAGCGUGCAAGGCUGUACCGGCAGCUGGCCCCUCACCUGCGGGUGGAUGUGUUUGGACGUGCCACUGGACGGCCCCUGUGCACUAACUGUCUGCUGCCCACUGUGGCCCGGUACCGCUUCUACCUGUCCUUUGAGAAUUCGCAGCAUCGAGACUACAUCACUGAGAAGUUUUGGCGCAAUGCGCUGGCAGCUGGUGCUGUGCCUGUGGUGCUGGGGCCUCCUCGGGCCACCUACGAGGCUUUUGUGCCACCAGAUGCCUUUGUUCACGUGGAUGACUUCAGCUCAGCCCGCGAGCUGGCUGUCUUCCUUGUCAGCAUGAAUGAGAGUCGAUACCAACGCUUCUUUGCUUGGCGAGACCGGCUCCGUGUGCGGCUCCUGGGUGACUGGAGGGAACGUUUCUGCACCAUCUGUGCCCGCUACCCUUACUUGCCCCGCAGCCAGGUCUAUGAAGACCUUGAAAGCUGGUUCCAGGCUUGA
Molecule: messenger RNA, 1308 nt
Organism: Onychomys torridus (southern grasshopper mouse)
Lineage: Eukaryota; Metazoa; Chordata; Mammalia; Rodentia; Cricetidae
Gene: Fut7
Product: fucosyltransferase 7
Cellular component (GO): membrane
Molecular function (GO): alpha-(1->3)-fucosyltransferase activity
Source: RefSeq, a predicted model, not a curated record